AUGGAUAUAGAUUUUCUUUCAGUAGAACAAUUUCUUUGCGAUUUGGCAGUCCAUAAGGUUGGAUCAUUGAUUAAAUCAAAAGCGGGCACACAACAAAAUUAUGAUUUAAAGACAGGUUCAAGAGCUGUAGAUAUUGUGACGAAGAUCGAUAGACAGGUAGAAGACAUCAUUAAGUCUGAAAUUUCUAGCAAAUAUCCAGAUUGCGGAUUUAUUGGCGAAGAAAGCUAUGUGAAAGGUGACCCAAGGCCAGAUAAUAAAGCAUUCUUUUGUGUUGAUCCAAUUGAUGGAACUACUAACUUUGUUCAUGAUUUCCCGUUUUCAUGUACCUCUUUAGCUUUAUGUGUUGAUAUGAUUCCUGUGGUAGGCGUUAUCUAUAAUCCACAUCUUGACCUGCUGAUAUCGGCUUCUAAAGGUUCUGGUGUGAGAGUUAAUGGAGAAAAAUACGAUUACGGAAAGAAAAUUGAAUCUAUGGGCCCAUUGCUGUUAAACAAGUCUAUAGUUGCAUUGCAACCUGGUUCCGCAAGAGAGGGAGACAAUUUCAAAACAAAGAUGGCUACGUACGAGAACUUACUAUCUUGUGAUGGGGGUUUUGUUCAUGGCUUCAGGAAUCUUGGAUCUUCUGCAAUGUCGCUAGCUUACAUUGCUCUAGGAUAUUUGGAUAGCUACUGGGAUGGUGGCUGUUACAUUUGGGAUGUUGCAGCCGGUGUUUGCAUUGUUAAUGAAACUGGUGGUCGUUUAGUUGGAGCGAAUCCUGAUGAGUGGAACAUUGAUAUCGAUAAUAGAGCCUAUCUCGUUGUUAGAGGUACGGAACCUUCUGCUGAGGAUGAGCAAGAAACUUAUAUAAAGGAAUUCUGGAAAAGUGUCAAAGGCCAUUUGAAGUACGACUGA
Messenger RNA from Zygotorulaspora mrakii, 888 nucleotides. It is a transcript of the gene INM1, whose product is annotated as inositol monophosphate 1-phosphatase INM1. Gene Ontology annotation, biological process: inositol metabolic process; phosphatidylinositol phosphate biosynthetic process; signal transduction. Lineage: Eukaryota; Fungi; Ascomycota; Saccharomycetes; Saccharomycetales; Saccharomycetaceae. The record is from RefSeq and is a predicted model, not a curated record. Gene Ontology annotation, molecular function: inositol monophosphate 1-phosphatase activity. The transcript has a single exon. The coding region runs from base 1 to 888 and encodes 295 amino acids.